AUGGACGGAGCCAAGAGUUCAGCGCCAGCCGGCCAGACGUCCAGCAAUCGAGUGGUAAAGGUGAAUCGCAAGACGGUUGCGGCCAGAUACAAUAUCAAGGUGCUGCGCGGUCUGGAAACAGCGCUGUUGAAGGAUCCGGAGGCCAACCUUGGCGACCUUCUGUCCUCUUCAUAUCCCCAGCAGCUCAAGUCGUUCAAGGAAGCAGUGCCACGCUUGCAUGGCGUGAUCCGCAUCGGGCGGUAUGGUCUGCUGUUCACCUCCUUCGUCUCGGGUCUCGACUAG
Messenger RNA from Chaetomium strumarium, 282 nucleotides. RefSeq lists its product as uncharacterized. The record is from RefSeq and is a predicted model, not a curated record. NCBI's taxonomy places the organism in Eukaryota, Fungi, Ascomycota, Sordariomycetes, Sordariales, Chaetomiaceae. The coding region runs from base 1 to 282 and encodes 93 amino acids. The transcript is spliced from 2 exons.